This is a messenger RNA of Ricinus communis (castor bean), 1749 nucleotides long. Its product is annotated as histone-lysine N-methyltransferase ASHH3. Gene Ontology annotation, cellular component: chromatin; nucleus. The transcript has 12 exons. Gene Ontology annotation, molecular function: protein binding; histone H3K36 methyltransferase activity. The record is from RefSeq and is a predicted model, not a curated record. Gene Ontology annotation, biological process: regulation of DNA-templated transcription. The coding region runs from base 268 to 1425 and encodes 385 amino acids. Lineage: Eukaryota; Viridiplantae; Streptophyta; Magnoliopsida; Malpighiales; Euphorbiaceae.
GUGGCCAUUAUCAAACCCUGUUUGGCUUCGUAUAGAGAGAAACGUAACUUCCGUCGCUCUCUUUCCAAGAUCUGCUUACUCAGAGGCACAGCUCUUUCCCUCUCUCUCUCUCUUUUUCCACUUUCUGCUCCCAAAAUUUCUCUCUAUCCUCUCACCUCCUGCUUCCUCUUACACACGAAUUAUUAUUAGUUGUGUUUGUCAGCUCUAAGUAUCCCAAUACUUCUAGCUAAUUCAAUUUUAUGAUCCACAUUCUGCUUCUUGUUGGUGAUGCUGCUCGAGGCCAUGCCUGUAGCUACUAAGAAUUUUGAUUGUGAUCACAAUCGCAUCAACAUUGCAUUCAACAAGUUGCUGAAGCAGAUAGGCAACCCAGUUGAAUUUGAACUUCCAGAGUGGUUUAAUAAAUGCAAGCCGACACCCUACACCUUCAUAAAGCGCAAUAUAUAUCUCACCAAGAGAAUUAAAAGACGUCUUGAGGAUGAUGGCAUAUUUUGUUCCUGCGGUCCAUCGCCAGGUUCUUCUGGUGUAUGUGAUAGAGAUUGCCAUUGCGGGAUGCUACUGUCUAGCUGCUCUUCAGGAUGCAAAUGUGGUGAUUCAUGUCUCAACAAACCAUUCCAACACCGACCUGUGAAGAAGAUGAAAUUAGUACAGACUGAGAAAUGCGGAGCUGGGAUUGUGGCUGAUGAAGAUAUUAAACAAGGAGAGUUUGUAAUAGAGUAUGUUGGUGAAGUUAUUGAUGAUAAGACCUGUGAAGAAAGGCUUUGGAAUAUGAAACAUCGUGGAGAAACAAACUUUUACUUGUGUGAAAUAAAUCGUGAUAUGGUUAUUGAUGCCAGUUACAAGGGAAACAAGUCAAGAUACAUAAACCACAGUUGUUCUCCUAAUACUGAGAUGCAGAAAUGGAUUAUUGAUGGCGAGACAAGAAUCGGAAUAUUUGCAACUCGUAAUAUUAAGAAGGGCGAGCAUCUGACAUACGAUUAUCAGUUUGUUCAAUUUGGUGCAGAUCAAGACUGCCAUUGCGGUGCUGUUGACUGCAGGAGAAAGCUGGGGGUUAAACCCAGCAAGCCUAAGAUGUCAUCAGAUGCUGCUUUAAAAUUAGUAGCAUGCCAGGUGGCAGUGUCCUCUCCUAAACUGAAAGCAAUUUUAUCUGGAAAAGAUGUUUACCAGAAUGGAGGUUUGCAUGUAGGGAGUUCUCAACAUGUUCAUAGCGACCGACAUACAUACUCGCGUAAUUGCAUUGGCGAAAUGAUAAAAUUUUUUCGUCCACUUAAUGAGAGGUGGCAAAGGACUUCUCAUAGACAAAUGUUUUCUGGGUGUUGUAUUGAUUGUAUAAUGUUUCGUGCUCACAGAAAACAUGGUCGAUCUUGCACAGAGGGCGCAAGAAUGUUGUUGUGGCAGAUUUAUCAAAUGCAAUUCUUUUCUUCAUAGAAUAAGGAAAUAGGAUCUGUAGUUAUUAUCAGCAGAGCAUUAGUUGUAGGGUAGAGUUGGGAGAGGCUGAUGAUUAAGAAUACUGUAAUCCAGCAUCAGAUCCCAUUGUUCUGAUAUGUGAUUUCUCCUUGCAUUGUGAUUUUAAAGAGUCUUGUGUUGAUUAUGGCAUUUGCAAGAGAACUUGAAGCAUCAUUGGAGUUGUGUCACAUGCUUAAGAAUCAAGUCAACCAGGGAGAAACACUUUCCUAUUCUUGUAAUAGCAUUAUGGCUAAUAACACUUUCUCCACUAUGAUAUAUACAUAAUAUUUUUCUUUUUUUUUCUAA